CUGCCCUCCAUUGUUUUUUCCUCUGGUUCGAUCGACUGCUCGGUACAGAAGUGCCCGAUCCAAAUCACAGGCACCCACUGAGAGUGCACUAGAGGGAGAGAGAGAGGGAGCAGCGCAGCCGCAUGGCGACGCUGCCACAGCGGUUCAAGCUGCUGGCGACGCGGUGCGCGGCGGGGGCGCCCAGCCCCUCGCGCAGCCCCGCGCCGUCCUACGCCACCAGCCCCGGGUACCGCCUCCGGCGCCGCCGCGGGUCGCGCCUGCGCCGCUUCCUCUGCCGCCGCGUCGGCGGCGGGCUGCCGGAGCCCGCGGGGCGCCGGGAGGAGGACAAGAAGCCGCUGGUGGGCCGCGGGAGCCGCACGCUGAGGGAUCUGUUCGUCGCGUCGCCGGAGGCGGGGCGCACCCGGCGCGGAUGCGGCUGCGACGCCGACAGCGACGACGACGACGACGAGGAGGCGGGGCGCGCCGGCUCCGGCGGCGCGUUGGGGGCGGCCAGCGGAGGGGGCGGGAGGAGGUUCCGGGCCGCCGGCGGGGGCCUCCGGAGCCUCCUGAUGCGGCGGAGCUGGCGGCCGGUGCUGGUGGCGAUCCCGGAGAGCGAGGGCAAGAUCGAGCUCGGCGCCAUCGAGGAGUAGAUCAGCGACAUGACAAGAAUUGCAUUACCCCGGCCGCCGGCCGCCACGGAUCGGAGCCGGGAAUCUCGCGUCGCUUUCCGCCGUCCGUCCUCUUUUCCUUUCUUGAUGAUUGUUUGUCUCUUUUCCCCACCUUUCGUAGGCGUCUGUCCGUCCCUGUGAAUACGGAAAUAGUACCAGAUUACUGCCACACUGUUAUCCCAAACCGUGAGUGCACAGGCAAAGUUGACAAAUUUGACCUCAAAGCGAAAGCAUUUCACAAACUAAACUUCUUUUGAAAAUAUUUCACACUGCUGAUCCUUUUGUGUAGCGCCCGACAGCAAGGCGCUGCACUCUACUGUGCAACUCCUUACAGCUAGGCGCUGCACAGUGUAGUGCAACUCCUUAGAGUUAGGCGCUGCACAGUGUGGCGCCUAAGUGUUAGGCGUUGCACAGUAGAGUGCAGUGCCUUGCUGUCAGACACUGCACAUUAAAGAUCAAUCGGGUGAAAUACUUUUAAAAAUAGUUUAGUUUGUGAAAUAGUUUCGAUCUAAGGUCAAAUUUGUGCCUUUUGCCGAGUGCACAAGAACAAAGGCGGUGUGUGCCCGGUGAUCUUGUCAGUAAUAGGAGCACUGCAGUUCGUUAGACAAAGCCAGGUGCAGCAAUGCAUGAUGACUGAUGGGUACUCCAGAGUAGAGUAGUAGCUCCGGUGAUCUUGUCA
This is a messenger RNA of Triticum aestivum (bread wheat), 1326 nucleotides long. RefSeq lists its product as uncharacterized. NCBI's taxonomy places the organism in Eukaryota, Viridiplantae, Streptophyta, Magnoliopsida, Poales, Poaceae. The transcript has a single exon. Bases 123 to 629 code for a protein of 168 amino acids. The record is from RefSeq and is a predicted model, not a curated record.